Messenger RNA from Saccostrea echinata, 1042 nucleotides. Its product is annotated as serine/threonine-protein phosphatase alpha-2 isoform-like. Gene Ontology annotation, molecular function: protein serine/threonine phosphatase activity. The record is from RefSeq and is a predicted model, not a curated record. The transcript has 8 exons. Gene Ontology annotation, cellular component: cytoplasm; nucleus. NCBI's taxonomy places the organism in Eukaryota, Metazoa, Mollusca, Bivalvia, Ostreida, Ostreidae. Bases 5 to 1042 code for a protein of 345 amino acids.
AAAGAUGACGACUAUGGAACUGAACGUUGACAACCUGAUCAGCCGACUUCUUGAAGUUAGAGGAUCCAAACCUGGCAAACCUGUUAAAAUGACUGAGGGGGAAAUCCGAGGACUAUGUCUGAAAUCCAGAGAAAUUUUCCUCAGUCAACCCAUUUUACUGGAGAUUGAGGCCCCAGUUAAAGUCUGUGGUGAUAUCCACGGUCAGUACACAGAUCUUCUCCGUCUAUUUGAGUGUGGGGGGUUUCCCCCGGAGUCAAACUACCUUUUCCUGGGGGAUUAUGUGGACCGAGGGAAGCAGUCACUAGAAACAAUCUGUCUUCUUUUAGCCUACAAAAUUAAAUACCCAGAAAACUUCUUCCUGUUAAGAGGGAAUCAUGAAUGUGCCAGUGUUAAUGUUCUGUAUGGAUUUCAUGAUGAAUGUAAAAGAAGAUUCAGUGUCAAGUUAUGGAAGACUUUUAUAGAUUGUUUUAACUGCUUACCUGUUGCUGCCAUCAUCGAUGAAAAAAUAUUUUGUUGUCAUGGAGGGUUGUCUCCAGAUCUUCAGUCCAUGGAACAAAUCAGAAGAAUCGUCAGACCCACAGAUGUCCCAGACACAGGUUUACUGUGUGAUCUUUUGUGGUCGGAUCCUGACAAAAUGGUUAAGGGCUGGGAAGAAAAUGAUAGAGGGGUGUCAUUCACGUUUGGUGCUGAAAUCGUCAGUAAAUUCUUAAAUCAUCAUGACCUGGAUCUUAUCUGUCGUGGUCACCAGGUUGUUGAAGAUGGAUACGAGUUCUUUGCCAAAAGACAACUAGUGACAAUAUUUUCAGCUCCAAAUUACUGUGACGAGUUUGACAAUGCUGCUGCAAUGAUGUCAGUUGACGAAUCACUCAUGUGUUCAUUCCAGAUACUUAAACCUGCAGGAAAGAAACAGCUCUACAACUAUCAAGGGAGACCGAAAACUCCUCCUCGACGGAAGUUCUGUGAUCUACAGGAAGUAAAUAAAGAAAAGAAAACUGAUAUCAAAGACGAUAGAAUGAAAGAGAAAUUUUCAUCACAGCUAUGA